Brassica oleracea var. oleracea is the source of this 1289-nucleotide messenger RNA. RefSeq names its product F-box/kelch-repeat protein At3g06240-like. The record is from RefSeq and is a predicted model, not a curated record. The transcript has a single exon. Lineage: Eukaryota; Viridiplantae; Streptophyta; Magnoliopsida; Brassicales; Brassicaceae. Gene Ontology annotation, molecular function: protein binding. Bases 18 to 1226 code for a protein of 402 amino acids.
AGCAAAACGCCAAAACAAUGUAUAAGAAACUUAUCCAUUUCCUCGGCGACGCUCUAACGGAGACGACGAAGAAGAAUGAACGGCGGAGGAGAGAAGAGACCACGGAGAAAGCCUCUCUCGAGCUUCCUCCAGAGAUCAUCAGAGAGAUCCUCAUCCGAUUACCAGCCAAAUCAAUCGGGAGAUUCAGGUGCGUCUCAAAGCUCUUCCGCUCCCUCUCAUCGGAUCCAAAGUUCGCAAAGAUCCACAUAGAUCUAACCCUCCGAAACGACGCCGUUCACCGUAAACUCAUCGUCUCGUCACAUAACCUCUACGCCUUAGACUUGGAUUCAAUCGGUAAAAGGAUUAGAGAUUUGUUAGCUCAGGAGCUUAACUACCCGCUUAAAGAAGAUCCGAUUAAAUUCGACGAGAUGAUUAAGUGCCACGUGGGAGAGAAUAUGCUUAAACCGUAUAGAAGAAACUGGGUUGAGAUCAUCGGAUCUUCGCACGGUUUAGUGUGUAUAUCUCCGUGCGAAGGAGCUCUGUUCUUGUAUAAUCCAACCACCGGAGAAUCAAAGAGAUUAAUCACCCCCGGAGGAGAAGAGUUUCAAACUCUUGGAUUUGGAUUCGAUGAUCUAACCGACGAUUACAAAGUAGUGAAGCUCGUUGCUGAUGGUGACAAUGUACUUAAAUCCAGCGUCUAUUCGUUGAAGUCAGACUCUUGGAGAUGGAUCCGUGAUUUAAGCUAUGAGCACAAGGAUUGCUUCAGCUCCGGUGUGACUCUCCGCGGCGUGGUCCACUGGGUGUUCUCUAACGAGAACCAGAGAGCGGUGUUAGCGUUUGAUUUUAAAACGGAGGAGUUUCGAGAGAUGUUGUUGCCUGGUGAGGCUGAGGAUUGUGGUCAUAGUUAUAGAAACUUUGUUGUUGGGGUUAUCAACGGGUGUCUUUGUUUAGUCAAUAGUUGCUACGAGGUGCAUGAUGAUGUUUGGGUGAUGAAUGAGUAUGGUGUAGAGAGUUCGUGGAGUAGAAUCAGGAUCAGUUUGCUGUACAGGUCGAUGAAGCCGCUGUGUUCGAGUGAGAACGGUGAGGAGGUUCUUUUGGAGCUUGAUGGAGACAUGGUGUUGUACAAUUUCGAGAGUCAUGCAUCGAGGUAUUUGGGGAUUCGUGGUGUAAAGCUCAGUGAUGGGUUCGAGGCUGAUGCUUACGUAGAGAGUCUCAUAUCGCCAAACUCGUAUGGUUUUGUGAACUGAAGAAACACUUUGGUGUUUUACAAGUUGAAGAAAGUUGUAUAUUCUCUAUGUUAUAUCUAUGAA